AUGGAUCGCCGUUUCCGUGGGCCACCAUUUUCUCCGUUUGGGUUCCACAGUCGCUUCUUCGACGACUUCGACUUUGAUCGCUCAUUUUACCGCCCGUACUGGAUGGACCAAACGAUGCUGACAGGUCAUCGAAUCGGAGAGGGCAUUGAUGUAAUCGAUAACGAAAAGGAAUAUGCGGUUUCGGUUGAUGUUUCGCAGUUCGAACCUGAGGAGCUAAAGGUUAAUAUUAUUGACAACACACUGAUCAUCGAAGGAAAACACGAUGAAAAAAGGGAUAAGUUCGGGCAGGUUGAACGACACUUCUUGCGAAAGUACGAACUUCCAAGUUCAGUGAAGUGCGAUGAGGUGAAAAGCGAACUAAGCAAGGAUGGCAUUUUGACGGUGAGAUAUGAACGCCAACCACUGCAUCAGCCGAAAGUCAUCCCUAUUUCAAUUCAACCCAGGCACUGA
Molecule: messenger RNA, 450 nt
Organism: Angiostrongylus costaricensis
Lineage: Eukaryota; Metazoa; Nematoda; Chromadorea; Rhabditida; Metastrongylidae
Source: the annotation of a GenBank genome assembly